AUACCACUCCGACACUUAUAAAUUUAAUGAAAGUAGUACCAAGAAUUUUGGGUUGCCAAAAUAAUAACAUUAUGCAAGUAAUAGACAAUCAAUGGCGGUGUCUUUCUUUCUUAGUUUCCCUUUUGCCUAAAGAUGUUGGAAAACCAGAUAUUUGCACUGACAAAUUUUGGAACCAAAUUUUAGACUAUAAUAAUGCUGUUGGAAAAUCUGAAUUCCAUAAAUUGGCUACAUUUGCUCUUGACAUACUGAGUUUGCCACAUUCAAAUGCAGAUUGUGAACGAAUUUUUAGUCAAAUCAAUAUGAUGAAGACAAAAUACAGAAAUAAAUUGAAAAUUGAAACAGUCAAUGGAUUAUUACUAGCAGCUGAGUACGUGAAACAAUCCGGAGAGGAAAAUUGUAUUACAUUUCAACCAACAAAUGAAAUGUUACAGAAGAUGACAUCUAUUGUUUUAUAUCCACGAAAAAAAAAACAAGAAGAGGCAAUAAACGAGGACAGUGAAACAGAAAUUUUUUUUUAAUGAUAAAUUGUUUCAAAAUUAAAUAUUUUAUUCU
Odontomachus brunneus is the source of this 552-nucleotide messenger RNA. RefSeq lists its product as uncharacterized. Lineage: Eukaryota; Metazoa; Arthropoda; Insecta; Hymenoptera; Formicidae. The transcript has 2 exons. The record is from RefSeq and is a predicted model, not a curated record. Gene Ontology annotation, molecular function: protein dimerization activity. Bases 27 to 518 code for a protein of 163 amino acids.